UGAUUUUUAAUUUGAGAUGUCCAAAACCCUAAUUUUCGUCACCCCUCUCCUGGUUUCGCCCAAAACGACCGCCUUCGUGAACGAAGCUAGGAAGGAAAAGACGGGAUCGCGGCUUACAGAGACUACCGAAACUCCAAUCUUCCUCAUCCUGUCUCUCAGCUCGUACCAGAAAUCAUUGAGGAAGGAUUUAGCUUAAAUCAUUCUUAAAACCGGCUACCAAACUGCCCCGAAGCAUUGACCGGAUCGGCGGCGUGUCAAGGUGAAGACUGGUGCUCGUUGGGGGCAGGCAUUGACGGGACCGACAGCUUUUGAGGAGAGCAUGCGUUUGUAAUUAGAGGCAUCGACGGUACCUGCGGCGUGUGAAGAGAAUAGUUCUUGAAGUUUGCUCACUGGUGAAAGUGCGCCGCGGAUCUAUCAAAAGCCCGGUUUUAGUAAUUCUGGGAUUUGAGCACUUAAUAGGGAAAAAGGAGCUUUGCCGACUUCAGUAAAGGCUUAAAAAAUAUAGCCUGUGAAAAGACUGCGUUUUCAAGAUGCAGCACGAUGACGUCAUAUGGGAUGUCAUUAGACACCACCACUGCAGCUUUAUGGCCAAGAUAACUACUGGAAAUUUCUGUCGGAAUCCAUAUAAUGUCACUGGAAUUUGCAAUCGGAGCUCAUGCCCUCUUGCAAAUAGUCGUUAUGCAACAAUUCGCGAUCAUGAUGGGGUGUUUUACUUGUACAUGAAAACCAUUGAAAGGGCUCAUAUGCCAAACAAGGAAAGAGUUAAGCUACACAGAAAUUAUGAGAAGGCUUUGGAGACUAUUGAUAAACAUUUGCAAUACUGGCCUAGAUUACUUGUACACAAAAUAAAACAGCGUCUCACCAAGAUGACACAAUAUCGUAUACGCAUGAGAAAGCUUCAGUUAAAAGUGAGGGAGAAAAUUAUGACAGUACCGAGGAAAGAGAAAAAGAGAGAAGCUAGAAGGGAAGAAAAGGCUGAAAGAGCUGCUUUGCUUGACAAGAGUAUUGAGAAAGAGUUGCUAGAGCGCUUAAAAAAAGGUGUUUAUGGUGAUAUUUAUAAUUACCCAGUUGAGGCUUACAACAAUGUCCUUGAAAUGGAAGGUCUACAGCCUGCUGUGGAAGAAGAAGAUGAGGAAGAACCUGAAAUAGAAUAUGUCGAAUGUUAUGAAGACCUUGAAGAUGAAGCGGAUAUGGAAGAUUUCGGCAGUUUUGCAGAGGAAGAUAACUCUGCAGAUGAUGAACAAGAUGAUACAAAUAAAGCUAUUGAUGGGAUGGAUGCUGAUCGGCCAAAGAAAAAGCAAAGAGGAUUUAGUUCUGAUUCUGUAAAGGCUGAUCAAAGUGUCACUAGUUCAAAAUCCAAAAGAAAAGGAAGAGUACUCAUCGAGGUUGAGAAUGAUGAAGAGAUUGCAGAUAGGCAAAAAUGGCAAUUUUGAGCUCACGCAGCAUCCAUCGACUCUGUUCAUUGUGGUAAGUUUUAAAGAAUUGACAAAAAAUACGUUUUCUUAUAUUAAUUUUGUAUUAGGGGCUUGGAUAUUGUUAGCAAGCUACCUGAGCUCCUAAGUUUUUGGGUUAUUACUAUUUAGAUUGUAGGUCAUUUAAUAAGGAAUUUUGGGUUCUUUUACUAUAUGUAAGCAGGAAAUUUCCAGGGAAUGCCUGAUGUAUUGGUUUCAGUUCAAGGUUUGAAUGGAAAAAUAAUAUUAACAUCUUUUGUUAAUUUUCAGUUUUAAAGCUAUAAUCUGACAGGGUAUUUUGCUCAAUGA
Molecule: messenger RNA, 1760 nt
Organism: Phalaenopsis equestris
Lineage: Eukaryota; Viridiplantae; Streptophyta; Magnoliopsida; Asparagales; Orchidaceae
Product: protein MAK16 homolog
Exons: 11
Coding region: 531-1433 (300 amino acids)
Biological process (GO): maturation of LSU-rRNA; maturation of 5.8S rRNA
Cellular component (GO): preribosome, large subunit precursor; nucleolus
Source: RefSeq, a predicted model, not a curated record